Molecule: messenger RNA, 3836 nt
Organism: Magnolia sinica
Lineage: Eukaryota; Viridiplantae; Streptophyta; Magnoliopsida; Magnoliales; Magnoliaceae
Product: kinesin-like protein KIN-5B
Exons: 24
Coding region: 328-3468 (1046 amino acids)
Biological process (GO): microtubule-based movement
Molecular function (GO): ATP binding; plus-end-directed microtubule motor activity; microtubule binding
Source: RefSeq, a predicted model, not a curated record
CCCUAGAUAUUUGAAAAACAGGCCACAUCAGAAAAGGCCGCCUCUUUUCAAACCCAAUAUAAGAAAAGAAUCUUUGACACGUCAGCUAAACGGCUAGAAAUUUUCAAAUACUAUGGCCGUUAGAAGAGUCGUUGACGCUCCCAUUUCCUCAUUUUUCAAAACGUAGAACCACCGUUUCAAGAACAUCAGACAAGAAGAAUCCGAGAAAUAGGAAGCGAAAAUUCAUAGAUCUUUUCUCAGAUUCUUUAAAUCAAGUUCUACUUUUCAAUCCAGAUCCUCCCUACUUUAAGGUCUGAAAAUCCAAUUAAAAUCUGUUGGGUAUCAAUCAUGUCUUUCACGCCGGAUCAGCAUAGGAAAUUGGGAUCUGCGACAGCAUCCCCAUCUCCAUCUCCUUCUACGGUUCAGACACCUCGCACUGAAAGGCGGAGACUGGAGCCGAGAUGGACGGAUGGGAACCGGCAGGAUAGAGAUCGAGAGGUUAAUGUGCAGGUGCUGCUUAGAUGCAGACCAUUAACUGAUGAUGAGCAAAGGUUGAAUGUUCCUAAAGUGAUAUCGUGCAAUGAGCAGAGAAAAGAAGUAACCGUUUUGCAAAGUAUAGCUAAUAAGCAAGUUGAUAGGGCUUUCACCUUUGAUAAGGUAUUUGGGCCAAAGGCGCAACAAAGAUCCAUAUAUGACCAAGCCAUUUCACCCAUUGUUAAUGAAGUCCUCGAAGGCUUCAAUUGCACUGUUUUUGCCUAUGGGCAGACGGGCACUGGUAAAACAUAUACAAUGGAGGGAGGAAUAAAGAAUAAGGGUGGAGAAUUGCCUGUUGAUGCUGGGGUAAUUCCAAGAGCAGUCCGCCAUAUAUUUGAUGCCCUAGAAGCACAAAAGGCUGAUUAUAGUAUGAAAGUUACUUUCUUGGAGCUCUACAAUGAAGAGAUCACUGACCUAUUAGCUCCUGAAGACUGUACUAAAUUUGGGGAAGAUAGUAAGCAAAGGAAGCCCAUUUCUCUUAUGGAGGAUGGGAAGGGUGGCGUUGUUGUAAGAGGUCUUGAAGAAGAGGUCGUGUAUAGUGCAAAUGAGAUUUAUAAUCUCUUGGAACGCGGUUCAGCUAAAAGACGCACGGUAGAAACCCUACUAAACAAGCAUAGCAGUCGUUCCCAUUCUAUCUUUUCCAUAACCAUUUAUAUAAAAGAAUCGAAUAUAGGAGAUGAGGAGCUCAUAAAAUGUGGGAAACUAAAUCUUGUAGAUUUGGCAGGCUCAGAGAAUAUUUCUCGGUCAGGUGCACGAGAGGGUCGGGCAAGGGAAGCGGGGGAGAUAAACAAGAGCCUGCUCACCUUGGGGCGUGUCAUAACUGCACUUGUGGAACAUUCCGGUCAUAUACCUUACAGGGAUAGUAAGCUGACAAGAUUAUUAAGAGACUCCUUGGGCGGAAAAACAAAAACUUGCAUCAUAGCAACAAUAUCUCCCUCUCCCCAUUGUUUGGAAGAAACUUUAAGCACGCUAGAUUAUGCAUCUCGUGCAAAGAAUAUCAAAAACAAACCAGAGGCAAACCAAAGAAUGUCCAAGUCUGUGCUUCUCAAGGAUUUGUACGUAGAGUUAGAAAGGAUGAAACAAGAUGUGCGAGCUGCAAGGGAAAAGAAUGGUGUUUACAUACCGCAUGAAAGAUUUGCCCAAGACGAGGCUGAGAAGAAGGCAAUGAGCGAGAAGAUAGAACACUUGGAGUUUGAUCUGGACCUCAAAGGAAAGCAAGUUGAUACAUAUAAAAAUUUCUACAAUACCGAGCAAGAACGGAACCUAGAGUUGCAAAGUGAGCUGAGGGAAUGCAAGAUGAAUCUAAAGAACACUAACAAGGCAUUAGAAGAUCUUCAAGAGAAUCACCGGAGAAUGAUCUUGACAUUGGAGGAAAAGGAGUUCAUCAUCUCAAAUCUACUCCAUUCAGAGAAUUCUAUACUUGAACGGGCAAAGGAGCUUUGUACUGAUUUACAAACUGCAUCGGAGGAUAUAACUACUCUGUUUUCCAAAAUAGAUUGCAAAAACAAGAUGGAAACAGAAAACCAGACAUUGGUGUUGACGUUUGGAUCGCAGCUUGAACAGAGCUUAAAAGGCUUGCACAAGGCAGUUGUAGGCACGGUUUCCCAACAGCAUCAACAGCUGAGGUGCAUGGAAGAGCGUGUAGGCUCGUUCAUUGCAAGUAAAUGCGAGGCAACCAAAAUCUUGGAACAACGGAUUGAGAAAAUGAAAGAUACGCAUAUUUCAAGAAUCGGUGCCAUGAAGGAGCUUGCCGAUGCAUUACAACAGAAAGCUUCCUCAAACAUUGAGGAGCUGAAAUUAACAGUAUCUGCUCAGGCAAUGGCUGUUGAGAACUUCUUGGUCACCGUAGUUUCAGAGGCUGAGUUGGUUCUUCAUGAUAUCCAUCGUUCCCUUGCCGAACAAAAACAGCUACUGGCUUUCUCUGCUCAACAACAAGAGGAGGGACUGCAAAGGACUCUAGUAUCAACACAGGCAAUAUCAAAGGCAACAGUCGACUUCUUCAGUGACCUUCAUGGCCGUGCUUCUAAACUAGCAUCGAUCCUUGAAGAAAAUCAAACAGAAAAAUCCCGCCAGUUAGCAGAUUUUGAGAAGACAUUUCAGGAAGCAUCUGCUAAAGAGGAGAAAUUGGCGCUUGAAAAGAUUGCUGCGAUAUUAGCAAAUUUGACAUCUACCAAGAGAAAUAUGGUCUCAGAGGCAUUGGGAAACAUGAAUGCCACAAGCAUUAGAGAGAAAAAGAUGUUACAGCAAGAGAUGUCUGGCAUGCAGCAAGUUUCUACCAAUGCUAAAAAGGAAUGGAAUGCAUAUAUAGAGAAGGUAGAAAGCCAGUUCCAGGAAGAUACAUACUCAGCAGCUCGCACCAGGACUAAUAUGGAAAUCAAUCUCCAAGAAUGCUCAAAGGAAGUGGACCAUUCUAGGCAUCAGUGGGAGAAUGCUCAGCUAUCCAUUGAUCAUCUUAACAAGAGAGGCAUUGCAGAGAUAGACUCUGCCGUAGAAGAAAGCAUUCGUGAAAAUCACAAUGCACAUGAAAAAUUCGUAUCCGUAUGCUUCUCUACCAAUGUGGAACUUGAUUCCAGAGUCUCCGAUCUGCUGACCGCCACUAAACAUUCGCUACUGCUGGAUGAAGAAGCUACAAAGGAAAUGGAAUCAAUGUCAAUUGCAUGCUCAGAUCAGUUGAAAAAAAUGCAAGAAAACCACACGGAGAGCAUAACAGAGAUGAGAAACCAGGCCGACCGGUGCCUUAGAAAAGAGUACUUGGUCGACCAUGCAACAAAUAGAACCCCCGAGAGACGAGCAGUUACAGUUCCUAGCUUAGAAUCCAUUGAAGAAAUGAGGAUGCCUUCAUUUGAUAAUCUGGUGAUGACCAUGAGAUCAACAAAGAGAUCUUCGAAAGGGGGUAAUGUGGAACUCAAGCAGCAGCAACCAUCGCCGAGAUCUCCUCUCACCGCCAUCAAUUGAUUUGAAGGCAGUGCAAGCAGAUGUAUGAUAUCAAAUGGCACAAAAAUAACAAUGAAUUCAAGCAGUGACUGACAGCAUAUGUAUGAUCAAUGGAUAGAUCUUAGAUCUCCUCUCACAGCCAUCGACUGAUCUUAAAAAGGCAAAGCAGCAGCAGUGAUCGAUCCUUGCAAUCAUCAUGACAUCAAUUAGCAUGAAAACAGCGAUGAUGCGACUCGCUCAUCGAGUGUUGAUUUUUGAUUCUUUUCUUCUCUUUUUUUUUUUUUUUUAAAGUAGAACAGAGAAGAAAGAAGCAUUGGCUCUCUCAUUCAAAUACAUGAACAUGGAUUCUUGUCAUUAGAUGAUAGAUAAUGUGAUUGUCAUUACGAGAA